AUGCUUGGCACUAGAACAGCUCGUUACUUUGAUUUAGCUAAUAAAUCGGAAAUGUUAAAAAAAACAAAUGGACAACCGGUACUUGAACAUGAAUACAAAGAGGUUCCAACUAAAGUACCAGCUGAUUGGGAUGUAUCACCCGGUGAUUUAUUAUCAUGGGCAAAAUAUCGAGCAUCAGAAACAUAUUUCGUGUUGGAGGAUGGUACAUUAUUGAAAAAUCCCGAUCGUUCUGGCAGCGGUUAUUUGACAAUUCCUUAUUUAAUCACUCAACAUACACGAAAUGUUAUGAUGAUGUAUGAAUAUGUCAUUAAUGAAUUGGGUAAAGAUUAUGUGUCAACAAUUGAAAUGCAUCCUCAAGAUCAAUUUAUUAUUAAAAAUUAUGGUCAGUUACCCGAACAGAUGUGUACACGAAAUAUAGAAUAUAUCUAUGAUCCAUUAGAAAAAUUUCUCUACGUUCAUGUUGGUGGUGCGUCAGGAAAAUCAAAAGAAUUUAAAUUAGGUGAAACAUCGGUAAAAGAUAUUCAGCAAUGGUAUGAUGGUGUCAAAGAAGAACAAGCCCAAUUUAGAGUUAAAUAUAAUUUUGAUGGUGUAAACCAUCAAAAAUAUUUACAAUAUAAAUUGCAAAAUGAAAAAAUACAUGUACCAAAAACAUGGACAAUACAACCGGGUAUAACAGAUGCUGGACAUGAUCAUCUCAGAGGUGAAUGGAUCUUAAAUGGAGAUCGAAAACAUUUAAAUGACGCUAAGAAGCAAAUUCAAGAAUAUUAUAAAGAUUUAGUUGUUGACGUUGAAGACGUGCCGUUAUAA
Didymodactylos carnosus is the source of this 807-nucleotide messenger RNA. The record is from the annotation of a GenBank genome assembly. Lineage: Eukaryota; Metazoa; Rotifera; Eurotatoria; Philodinida; Philodinidae.